Messenger RNA from Saccostrea cuccullata (small rock oyster), 1895 nucleotides. Its product is annotated as RNA-binding protein RO60-like. The transcript has 2 exons. The coding region runs from base 21 to 1829 and encodes 602 amino acids. Gene Ontology annotation, cellular component: ribonucleoprotein complex. NCBI's taxonomy places the organism in Eukaryota, Metazoa, Mollusca, Bivalvia, Ostreida, Ostreidae. Gene Ontology annotation, molecular function: RNA binding. The record is from RefSeq and is a predicted model, not a curated record.
GUCAAUCUAUUAUUAUCAAAAUGGCGAACAAGGAAGAAGAAAUGGAGGUUGAAGAGAGUGAAGUUAUGCCAAUACAGCAGCGAGAAUAUCACGACCAUGGCACUGCCAUCCCACACCAGGAGCAGGUCCUUAACAAAGCAGGGAAAUUCGUAUUUCAAACAGGACUGGAAACAGACUUGGUCCAUUUUCUCCAAUUUGGACAUAGAGGGAAACUGUAUACAGCUGAAUAUCACAGGAUAAAGUUACAAGACGCAGAGUGUGUCACAGAAUUAAUCAAAAAGGGAUCAGGCAAGCAGGCAGUAAAAAUAAUCAAACAAUUUUGUGAAAGAAAUCUCGCUUACAAGCAAGAAUACCCAAUAUUUGCUCUGGCCAUAUGCUGCAGGUCUUCCGAUCUAGACACGAAACGUGAAGCUUACGAUUCUCUUCCAUCUGUUUGCAGAAUCCCAACACAUUUAUUUAGAUUUAUCAAGAAUUGCCAGGAAAUCAAUAACCAGAUAGAUAAAACUUCUGGGUGGGGGAGAGCACAUCGACAAGCCAUAAACGACUGGUACAUACGACAUGGAGCAGAAGAACGCACUCUGUGUCGUCUGGCUUCUCAUUUGACCAAAUAUGGAAAACGAAGCGGCUGGACUCAUAGAAGUGUCCUUCGUCGUGCCCAUAUCAAAGUAAAUAAAAAUUACCCUCGCUUGAAUGUUAAAAAAAACAACCCUGCUUUGAAGUAUCUUAUUAUGCUUGGUACAAAGGGUAAAAAAUUUGCUGACGAUGAUGCUUUUACCAUUGCUGAACAAAAGAAAGAAGAUUAUGGAUCAUCAGCGUUGGCGAAGGUGAAAUCUUUUAUCGAUCGGGUUGAAGAAGCAAGGAAAUCACAAAAUGCAGGACAAGUUCGUCAACUAAUUUUGAAGCACAAAUUAACCAGAGAACACAUUUCCAAUCGCUUUUUGAAUGAUAAAGAAGUUUGGAAGGCCCUUAUCCGCCAUAUGCCAAUGACCGCUAUGAUCCGUAAUUUAGGGAAAAUGUCAAAGUUAGGAUGCUUUGAAGAACACGACUCGUUUGAGGAAAAUUUGGUCCUGGACAAACUUAAAGAUACGGAGUUGAUAAGCAAGGCGAAUGUACACCCAAUCACAUUUCAGAUUGCACUCAACCAAUACAAAACUGGAAAAAGCAGAGAAAGAACACUUUCAAUAAAUAGAAAGAGCAGGACAGCUCUCACCUGGACAGUUUCACAAGGAGUUGUCGAGGCUCUGGAGAAAGGCUUUAUCGUCGCUUGUCGUAGAUAUACCCCCACAAAGAAGAAUAUCUUGUUGUCAGUGGAAGUAGGAAGAUCUCUGGAGGAUACGUUACCAAUUUAUGUUAGAGGAAUGCAAUCACUUCAGACUUUAGAUGCUGCGAUGACCAUGAUAAAAAUAAUGAAACAAAUCGAACCAAGCUGUGAGGUUAUUGUAUUUACAAAGAGUGGCUUGGCUUUGCCCGUCGAUUCUUCCCAAUGUCAUGAUGAUAUUUACGAAAUAUUACAAGAAUCUUCAGCGACUGAUGGAUCUCUAGCAUUCAAGUACGCCCUGGAAAACAGGAAAUAUCAUUACGACGCUUUUAUCGUUCUAACAAAUUCUGAAUGGUCCUCAUCAGAAAAUGUCCAUCCAUCAGAUGCGUUUAAAAUUUAUUGCGACGCAGUGGGAACAUCUAGACAAAACAAACCUAAACUUGUAGUCUGUAAUAUGGUGUCCUCUAAAGUCACUAUUGGAGACCCCAAAGAUUGCAGAACCUUGACCAUCAAUGGUUUCGACUUGCAUGUGCCACGAGUUAUAAAUGAUUUUAUUGGAGCAGAUGAGUGACACCGAAAGUCUAUAAACUAUCUGGAUCGUGUCCAUUUACAAGUCUUCAGACCAAUUUCAUUUUAG